Messenger RNA from Phyllopteryx taeniolatus (common seadragon), 3273 nucleotides. RefSeq names its product ATP-binding cassette, sub-family D (ALD), member 1 (gene abcd1). Gene Ontology annotation, molecular function: ATP hydrolysis activity; long-chain fatty acid transmembrane transporter activity; ABC-type transporter activity. The record is from RefSeq and is a predicted model, not a curated record. The coding region runs from base 949 to 3258 and encodes 769 amino acids. Gene Ontology annotation, cellular component: peroxisomal membrane. The transcript is spliced from 18 exons. NCBI's taxonomy places the organism in Eukaryota, Metazoa, Chordata, Actinopteri, Syngnathiformes, Syngnathidae. Gene Ontology annotation, biological process: peroxisome organization; fatty acid beta-oxidation; long-chain fatty acid import into peroxisome.
UUUAAAAUGAGCGUUACAGGCAAUUUAAACGUUGCUGUUGCUAUCAAAUAAUAUUUUGUCUCGGGUCAUUAGUAAGCCGUCUGAUUUUGUAGCUCUGCGUACUACUGUGACGCUUCGUGCGCGGUUGACCACAUCGGGGUUCGAACUCCCGCUGCCACCGUUUCAUGUAGUGGGAGUCGAGUGCCGAGGCCGCUCAAAACCUGUUUUAAGGAUUGGGGAGUUGGGUUUCUUAACGUACAUCCGCACCGCCUAGCUUAAUGUGAAUAUUUUCAGAAUGUACUUAUAAUAAAAACAAUGGGACCAUUUUGGGAUAGUGACUCAUAGCUUAUUACGCCACGAGUAUACUGGAAGGAACUAAGGAAGGGCGCGUGUGUAGCAGGGUAGGACGCAUGUGCUGUUAGUAUUGGGACGAGGCCGCUGCUCCUCCGGGGUAAACCUAACUUUGUGGUGCACUUGAGCACGUAAGUUGUUCGAUCAACCAGGGAACAUUGCCAAUGUUUUCUAUGUGCUUCACACGUGUAGAUGGACUUAGUGCGUGUGUGCCGGUCCAAAGGAUCGGAUGAAAGAGAUUGUACCGGAAACUGGGAGCUGCUUCAUGCUUAGAUCACUACAAAGUUGCUCUACUGUUAGCAUCGCCGCCCGACGUUUUCCGAACCGAAUCGAGGCCGUUGCCUCGGAACCAGCACAUCGCUACUGUUGACGAAACUAUUCGCAGGAAAACAACAUUUCCAUAAAUUUGUCCUCGGAACGCUCACUGGCUGCUGGGAGCCGGCUGUUGCGCUGUCAGCAGAAGCUAAUGGCAGCAAGGAGACGAGGAAGGAAACAAGGGGAUAGGAGUUCUUACAGUCAUCAUGACAGCGUGGUCCUCGCUCUGCUGACCGCAAAGUCACCCCCAUAGCCCGCUGCAGUUACUGUCUUCUCAUUGGUGGAAGGUGGUUGUCUGUCAACAUGGAGCUGACCUAUCAGAAACUGCCCGCUCAGCUGAGGCGGAGCUUGCGGCUCAGGCGCCUGGCGGCAGCUCUGUUAGCUACCUACGCCAUCAAAAAGUUGUUGCCGUACGUCUGGAGGAGGACCCAGGGGAGGACUGAGCACACUGUGGGCUUGGUCAAUGACUCCACUGCCUCAAAUGUCGACAAGCUGACGGGGAACGACAAGAGGUGUCCAUCAGUGAACAGGGAGUUCAUCAUGCGACUUUCUGGCCUGUUGAAGUUGUUGUUUCCACGGUUACUAUGUCCUGAGGUGGCUGUGCUCAUCAUACACUCGCUCACUCUGAUGUCCAGAACUUUCUUGUCCAUCUAUGUUGCCACUCUGGAUGGCAUGAUCGUCAAGUGCAUCGUGAAGAAGGACCCGCGUGCCUUCUUACUGCAGCUCCUCAAGUGGCUUCUGGUGGCUGUUCCCGCCACCUUCAUCAACAGCGCCAUCAGGUUCCUGGAAGGUCAACUGACCCUUCGCUUCCGGAGCCGGCUGGUCACCCACGCUUACCAACUUUACUUCAGCAACCAGACGUACUACCGAGUCAGCAACAUGGAUGCCCGUUUGUCCAACCCGGAUCAGUCACUGACAGAAGACAUCGUCAUGUUCUCCACCUCGGUGGCCCACCUCUACUCCAACCUAACGAAGCCCAUCCUGGACGUGGCUGUCACUGGCUACACGCUGCUGAGAACCGCCCACGCCAAAGGAGCCAACACCACAUGGCCCUCGGUCAUCGCCGGCCUGGUGGUGGCACUUACAGCCAAAGUGCUGCGCUCGUGUUCGCCGCGAUUUGGAAAGCUGGUGGCUGAGGAAGCGCAGCGCAAAGGUGACCUGAGGCACAUGCACUCGCGCAUUAUCGCCAACUCCGAAGAGAUUGCCUUCUAUGGAGGACACCAGGUGGAGAUGGCCCAGCUGCAGAGGAGCUACAAGUCUUUGUCCCACCAGAUCCACCAGAUCCUGGUCAAGCGUCUGUGGUACAUCAUGCUGGAGCAGUUCCUCAUGAAGUACGUGUGGAGCGCCUCGGGCCUGGUCAUGGUCGCUGUGCCCAUCAUCACCGCCACCGGAUACUCCGAACAUGACUCUGAUGAGGUGAAGCAAGCGGCCAUGGUGAUGAAGGAGGAGGAGCUUGUGAGCGAGAGGACACAAGCCUUCACCACGGCCAGAAACCUGCUCAAUGCUGCGGCUGACGCUGUGGAAAGGAUCAUGAUCUCCUACAAGGAGGUCACAGAACUGGCUGGCUACACUGCUCGCGUCUCAGCAAUGUUGGAUGUCUUUGAGGACGUCAGUCAGGGUAUCUACCGGCGCGCCUCAGACAGAGACCUGGGGGUGCCAACAGGGGGAGCAGUGGUGCAGCAAGGCCACAGGGUCUGUGGCCAUCUGGAGAUGCGAGGUCAGGUAGUCAGUGUGGAGAAGGGUAUUCGAUGUGAGAAUCUGCCGAUCAUCACGCCGACAGGAGACGUGGUCGUGUCCAGCCUCAACAUCCAGGUUGACGAGGGCAUGGAUGUGUUGAUCACGGGACCUAACGGAUGUGGCAAAAGUUCUUUGUUCAGGAUCCUCAGCGGCCUGUGGCCUGUUUAUGGCGGUGUUCUUUCGCGACCAGAACCAGAACACAUGUUCUACAUACCGCAGAGGCCCUAUAUGUCCGAGGGGACGCUGAGAGAUCAGGUUAUCUAUCCAGACUCUGUGGAGCAGAUGGCACACAAAGGAAUGACAGACUCGUUUUUGGAGAAGAUCCUUUGCACCGUGCACCUUCUCUACAUCCUGGAGAGGGAGGGAGGUUGGGAGUCCGUCAAUGACUGGAAGGAUGUCCUGUCAGGAGGAGAGAAGCAGCGUAUGGGAAUGGCUCGCAUGUUCUACCACAAGCCCAGCUACGCUCUGCUGGACGAGUGCACCAGUGCAGUGAGUAUCGAUGUGGAGGGAAGCAUCUUCCAGGCUGCAAAGGAGGCUGGGAUAUCCUUACUCUCAAUCACCCAUAGACCCUCCCUCUGGAAGUACCACUCUCACAUCCUGCAGUUUGAUGGAGAAGGUGGUUGGCGCUUUGAGCGUCUAGAUGCGACCACUCGUCUUUCUCUGCAGGGUCGCGGGGAGCCUAUCCCAACUGACUUCGGGCGAAAGGCGGACUACACCCUGAACUGGUCGCCAGUCAGUCGCAGGGAACGUAUAGACACGGACAACCAUUCACACUCUCAUUCACACCGUCACAGAGUGGGAACUGAACCCACGCUGCCUGCACCAAAGUCAGGCGAGUGCACCACUACACCCUUUUCUUUUAACAACUUUCAAUAAACAUUUGAGAACUGA